Molecule: messenger RNA, 414 nt
Organism: Didymosphaeria variabile
Lineage: Eukaryota; Fungi; Ascomycota; Dothideomycetes; Pleosporales; Didymosphaeriaceae
Exons: 8
Coding region: 1-414 (137 amino acids)
Biological process (GO): mitochondrial respiratory chain complex I assembly; response to oxidative stress
Cellular component (GO): membrane
Source: RefSeq, a predicted model, not a curated record
AUGUCGACGCUUAUGAGGACAUUGCGGAACCUCCGCAGAAUUGGCUUCAAGGAAUAUGGCCACCAGAUGCAGAAUAUCGGCGACACCAAAGCCGGAACGUACAUAGGCGCAGACAAGUACGGAAACAAGUUCUACGAGAACAUGGCCGAGGAGCUCCCGCUCAGGACCCGCUGGGUAGACUACAAGGACAAGGAGUUCGAUCCUUCUCAGAUCGAGCCCGGAUGGCACGCGUGGAUGUCAUACAUGGUCGACAAGGCUCCCAGCGUGGACCCUAUCCUCCAGAGACAAGUGCGCGUAUGGGAGCCUAAGGAGCACCGCCCGACGUUGACAUGGAGCCGCUCUGGAUACAAGCCGUACAGCACGGUUAAGAACAAGUACUCACCAUGGGUACCGGUAGCGAAGGCGCGACAGUAG